AUGCUCCCUUCCCGGAAGACGGGGAAGCGAAAGGACAAAUUCGGCAAGCGGAUAUAUGGCGAUGGUCGGGAGGUUCAACGGGAGUUUACCGAAACACCAGAGGCACACUUGCACCUCGAGUCACUUCUGAAUGAAAUCAAUGCCUUCAUAGAGAGCCCAGAGAAGAAGUCCAUCGAGUUGCCACCCAUGAGUAAAGGAGAUCGAAAGGUGGUUCAUUUUCUUGCCAAUUCUUGCUAUCAUCUCGCGACCAAGUCCUUCGGAACGGAAAAGACAGGUCGGCACGUAGUGCUUACACGGACUCCUCAAACUCAAACUGGCCGACCUCGGACUCGCCUGCUUGACCGUGUGCUUGUGGCGUACCAACGUGGUACAUUUCAUCAAGAAGGAUUCAUCCGAGCUAGUGACACCGCUAGACACAAAGCAAAACGCAAGGGCUCCGAUGUCCACCCUGCCGAAGGAGGACCUGAAGCAUCCAAGAACUCCAGGAAGCACGUUGUCCUCCGUCCCAAAGAGGGUGAUAUCGUCGGACGAAAGGCAGAACCCAUUGGGGAGUCCAACGUUGGAUUCCAACUGUUACAACGCAUGGGGUGGAGCCAAGGAGAACGAAUAGGGGCUACUGGCGGAUCCACGAUCCCUCUUCCCGUUGUCGUGAAGGUCUCUAAGCUGGGUCUUGGAACGAUCUCCUAUGCACGACCGGUGUCUCCAUGA
Messenger RNA from Cantharellus anzutake, 708 nucleotides. RefSeq lists its product as uncharacterized. Bases 1 to 708 code for a protein of 235 amino acids. The transcript is spliced from 2 exons. Gene Ontology annotation, molecular function: nucleic acid binding. NCBI's taxonomy places the organism in Eukaryota, Fungi, Basidiomycota, Agaricomycetes, Cantharellales, Hydnaceae. The record is from RefSeq and is a predicted model, not a curated record.